AUGGAGGUAUUGACGACCUUUCCGCCCGUCACGGGCGACGACGGCGCUGCCAGCGUUGUACUUUCAUGCCCGGUGGGUCAUUCCCGUAUGCCUGCCGACUUGAUCGCUCUUUGCUGGGCCCUUGUAUUGCGAUCGUUUACAACCGAAGAGUAUCCCGUGUUUUUACUGAACGGGUCUCCUGUGAAGGCAGACUUGAGAGCUCAGACGAUCCAUCUUGUUGCACCGGAUGCAUUGUUGGAGACCUCAGUCAGUCAUACCGCUGUGAUCAUUCAAGAUUCAUCAGAUCAGGACCACGCAGUGUCCUCCCCUUCUCUGACCUGGACAUUGAUCCGAUCCUCCCAAACGAGCACGUUGCAUUCAUCCGCAGGCAUGGACCAGGCCUUCUUGCAGCAGCUAGGAAACCAGCUCACGCAGACUGUACAGGAACAGGUUGCAAAGUCGGGCAUUCAGGUAGAACUGUCGACCGCCGAGCUUCCUGCUUUGUCUAUCUCCAAUCCAUCCCCAUGCACUUUGCCAGGGCCACAAUUGCUUCACAGGCUAGCUUUAAGAGAGACCAACGACACUGCCUUCGCCAUUGAGUUUCUGACAGCGGAUGGAAGCAUUCAAUGUCUGUCGUACGCUUCUUUGGAUCGACUGUCUUCAAAACUCGCGGCAGAGAUCCUGUCGGCUGCGGCAGCUUGGAUUAAUCCUACACAGAACUUUGUAGUGCCUGUGCUCUUACCCCAGUCGGUGGAAUUGUACAUCUCACAAAUGGCAAUUUUGAAGGCGGGUGGAGCAUUCUGCCCGUUGAACAUUGACGCACCUCCGGACCGGAUAGAGUUUAUCCUCCAGGAUGUAGCAGCAUCCGUUGUGAUUACCCGAGAUGAUCUGGCGACAAGGAUCCCCCAGGACGAGCAGCUGGCUGUGAUCAAGCUGGAUGGAAUCGUAACGGACGAGACGGACGACUCGAACUUAAUCGAACCAGUGGUGGACAGCUCCCCAAGCGAUCUCGCCUAUGUUAUGUACACCUCCGGCUCUACGGGCCGCCCCAAAGGUGUUGGAGUCUCUCAUUUGGCGGCCACCCAAUCGUUACUUGCACAUCAUGACUUGAUACCCCAUUUCAAUCGGUUUUUGCAAUUUGCAUCGCCCACGUUUGAUGUUUCCGUUUUUGAGAUUUUUUUCCCUCUCAUGCGAGGAGCCACUCUCAUCGGCUCUGACAGAGAGCAGAUGCUGCUGGACAUUUCACAUGUCAUGACCGAAAUGAAAGUUGAUGGUGCGGAGUUGACGCCCACCGUGGCAGGAGAGCUACUACGCACACGAGCAGCCGCGCCGUUUUUGCGAGUCUUGCUGACAAUUGGUGAAAUGCUCACCAAACAUGUCGUGGAGGAAUUUGGUCAGUCGGAGGACUCGGUGGGUAUCCUGCAUGGAAUGUAUGGACCAACCGAAGCUGCGAUUCACUGUACUGCAGCCACACACUUCAUGACCAAUUCCCGAGUCAACUUGAUUGGCAAGCCUUUCAAAACAGUCUCUGCUUUUAUUAUGUCUAUACAUGCUGAUGACAACUCUUCUUCGGGUCUUGAACCCCUUCCGUUGGGUGAGAUGGGUGAGCUUGUCGUGGGCGGUCCCCAGCUUGCAGAGGGUUAUAUCAACCGACCUGAAGAGAACGCCAAGGCAUUCGUUGAGAGUCCCCAAUAUGGUCGGCUUUACCGGACCGGUGACAAAGCACGCAUGUUGCCCUCCGGGGAGAUCGAAUGCUUUGGCCGUCUUUCCAGCGGUCAGGUCAAGCUCCGAGGCCAACGAAUUGAGCUCGGUGAAAUUGAACAUGUUAUUUGCCAAGCCCAGGAUGUUCGAAGUGCUGUUGCUUUCGUCAGUGGUGGAAGCUUGGUUGCAUUUGUUCUCGUCAGCGACAAAGGUACCACUGAUCGUGCCCUACGAGACAUCUGUCGUCAAUGGUUACCCCGAUUCAUGGUCCCGGGCGAAUUUGUCCUGGUCGAUCAAUUCCCCCAGUUGCCAUCAGGCAAAAUUGAUCGCAAAGCCUUGGAAGCUGAUCUCGCCCGUCUCCGCAAUACUUCACAAUCUGUGGAUCAACAGCAGUUCCGGGACGAGAUCGAAGAGACCAUCGCAUCGUGUGUGGUCGACGUGCUUGGUAGGAAGCUGUCCCCAAAAGAGUCUUUGGUGGCCGCUGGUCUCGAUUCCCUUGCCGCAAUUCGGCUUGCAUCUCAUCUUUUAGGUGCUGGUAUUCAUACGGACGUCGCUUGUCUGUUGGAAGCUGAUUGCGUCGAGGGGUUAUGGCAGCUCGCGAAAGACACGGAGAAGACGCAAACUACAGAUCAUACCCAGGCAGGCCUUGAGAAAAUCCGCCAAUUGGUUGCAGAUGCCGGUACCGCAAAGAUAGAAUCCCUCGGCUUAAGCUCACAAGUGUCCGGAAUCGAACCAUGUAGCCAUAUUCAACAAGCGAUGAUCCUGGAAACCGUCCGACACGCCAAAGCAUACUGUAAUUGGAUCGAAUUGGAAUUCAAACGUUCAAAUUCAACUAGUUACACCGCUGUUCAGAACGCAUUCGUCAAGCUCUUUCAACAGAAUGCAUUGCUGCGAUCAGGAUUCGUGGAGAUCGGUCUCAAGGAUCAUUCAUAUGCUCGCUUUACAAGAAACAUCCUUGACGAGCAGCUGAUUCUAAAGUGCGACACGUUUGACUACGAUCUCCCUUUGGUAGCGGAGCAAGAUCUGCUUCAACCUAUUCGGAUCCAGCUGAAAGAGACACAAGAAAGCAUCCGAGUACUGGUACAAAUUCAUCAUGCGUUGUAUGACGGAUGGUCCUGGCAGUUGAUGUUACAAGAUCUUCAUCGCCUUUUGCUUGGGAAAGAUCUGCCGCCAAGACCUGCAUAUAGCGUCGUAGCUGAUCACUUCAUCGAAAAUAAAUUAUGCGGAUCCGACAACGACUCUUCUACAUUUUGGCGUGAUCAACUGCAAGGUGUCUCCGGCGCCAGCUUUCCUAAAUUUCAUGGGAAGACUGACGUCUCUUCAAGAACACAAGAGGCUACCCGCGUGCUUGAGGUCUCUGUAUCAAAACUCAACGAUGCAUCAAAGCAUCUGAGAGUGAGCCGACAAACCAUCUUCCAGGCUGCAUACUGCUACAUUCUCUCUUCCUAUCUUGGCUUCGAUGACGUCGUCUUCGGUACAGUCUUCUCUGGUCGGACCUUGCCGGUCAAAGGAGUUGAAGCGAUCCUGGGGCCAUGCAUUAGAACGCUUCCCACGCGCAUGGAUCUCUGCAAGAUACAAAAUGUAACAGAUCUCCUGCUGGCGAUCCAGAAUAUGAAUCUCAAGUCUCUCGAGCAUGGAAGCCUUCCUUUGCAAGACAUCAAGAAGGCCUCCGGUAUUGAAAUGCACCUGAGCCUGUUCGACACGGCGUUCGUGUGGCAAGAAAGCAUCUGGUCCAACUAUGAAUACCACGACUUAUUCUGGGAAGUUGGGGCUGCGGAGUUCUUGGAGUUUGCCCUUUUGCUUGAAUUUGAGCCAAGGCAAGACAAAAUUCAUGCAAAGGCCACUUUCCAGGAAUCUAUUCUGCCUUUCAAACAAGCGCAGAUUCUCUUGGAACAGAUCGACCAUGUGGCAUCCAUUCUUAUCGACUUUCCUGCCCUUCUCAUCGACCAAAUCGGUGACCAUCUUCCUCAGGCAACUCUUUCAAUUUCCACCAUUGAGUUUGACUGUGGGCAGGAACUUCCAGGUUUCAUUCCCGGGAUAGAAAUUGUCUCCAUCAAUCCCGCUACUGGUAUAUGCACUAUCAAUCCGACUGUCCCAUCAUCUGAAUCCUCGGGAAGCACGGAAAUACCGAUCACGAAGACGUUUGCCAUGAUUAUGACUGACCAGACUGCGACUCGUCCUCUUAUCCGUGGCGCAUACGGAGAGUUGUGUUUCGGUGGCGAUCAAGUGUAUAUCGAUCUUAAUGAGAUCGAUCGAGCCACUAUCUCGUCAGAGUUGGUUGAAGACGCCUGCAGUGUUGUCUGGAAUGACCCUUCUAUGAAUCAGCGGCGAUUGACAACACUUUGGGUCCCUACUGAGAAGAAUUUGGACAGGGUGCAGCUCGCGUCGCUGACAGAUCGCCUCUUCGCUGAUAUUUCCACGAAGCUUCCAUCUUCCGAAACCCCGUCGCUUCUUGUCUCUGUCAAUGAGAUACCCAUGAUCGAAGUCCAUCGGAGACAUAAUGCCAAGUUGUUGAACAAGCUCGAACAUCUGACCGCGCACGAUCGUGAAGUAUUCUCACGCAAGCUCGACGUGUCUGAAGUUGAUGAUCCCCUCACCGAUAUCGAAAGCACUAUUGCGAGUGCUUUAUCAGCGGUCACUGCGGUUGACAUUCAGCAUAUCCGCAAAGACACAUCCUUCUACAAGCUUGGUUUGGAUUCUCUCAGUGCCAUUUCCUUGUCGCGGAAAUUACAAAAUGCUGGCUGUGGAAGACUCCCUGUUUCGGCGAUUCUACGAUACAGCUCUGUCGCUCAGCUGGCUGCAGUCGUUUCCAGCUUGACAAAUGGACAUAAAGCAGAGCAGCCUCAGGCGGAAAUUUCGACGCCGUCGCUCGUCGAGACCUUUGUACUCGCAGUCAAGGAUGAAUUUGAUACCGCAAAUAUACCUGUCGACCGCAUCUACCCUUGUACGCCGCUGCAGGAAGCGAUGCUGGCUUCCAAUUCCGAUGUUGACUCUGCCUACUUUAAUUAUCUCCUGCUUCGUGUAAACACUGAUAUUAACGCGUUGAGAACAGCAUGGUCUCUGAUGCUGCAAAGACAUGACAUCCUCCGCACUUGCUUCCGGUCAACUAACGACAAGCACUUUGCCUUUGCACAAGUGGUGCUGAGCCGAGCUGUUUUGCCUUGGACUGAAAUCGAGAUAUUUGACGAACUUGACCAACAUGUUGAGGAGAGAAAAGCGGACUUCAAGUGCCAGAUCCCCGGCGGCGACAACCUUCCCUACUCCUUGACUGCAUUCAUAAGCCCCGCAACGCAGAGCGCACAUCUCCUGUUGUCAAUUCACCAUGCACUGUACGAUGGAGAAGGCAUUGCACAGCUUCUACAUGAGCUCCAACUCUCUGUUGCUGGCCAGGAGCUGCCAGCACCCACUCAAUUCCAUCGGUUCAUUGAUUAUAUGGUGUCUACGUGCUCAGAAUCUUCCGAUCAAUACUGGGACAGAUACCUGUCGGGGCAGACCAAUAUAACCCUCAAAGUCUCACUCACUUCCUUCAAGCAACGAUGCAAAGAGUUAUGUGUGACACCGUUGAAUGUCUUCCACGCUGCAUGGGCAAGGCUCCUGUCGCUACAUGCCGAUUCGUCUGAUGUUUGCUUCGGUAACGUUUUCAGUUGUCGUACCGUUCCUGUUGAUGGUGCGGACCAAAUCGUUGGACCUUGUUUCAAUACACUACCAGUGCGAGUCAAGUUUUCAUCGCACUCGACAAAUGCAGAUAUUUUGAAGCUUUCGCAAAAGCAUAAUAAUGAUACACUGCCUCAUCAACUGAGCCCUUUACGUCGCAUCCAAAGACGUGUACUUCAUGGAGGCUCUCAUCUUUUUGAUACGCUGGUCAUUCUUCAGACUAGUAACACUCAGCUUGAUCCACAAUAUUGGGAGCUUCUUCGUGAUGAAGGAAACAUGGGUUUCCCUCUUAUCUGCGAGGUCAUCCCUGACGAGUCAAACAAUGCCAUUCACAUCUGCCUCCAUUUCCAAGUCUCACACUUCACUCGUGGGGCUGCUGAAAAACUUGCCCAAGAUUUCAUUGCUCUUGUUGACCAUACUACUCAAUACCCUUCAGCCCAGGCUUCUGACAGACAUGCAAUUGGCAAGGAUAAACUUCAGAUAUUCAAGUCGACCAAAAUUUCUCAGGUCAAUUCAAUCCAGAUGACUUCCACACAAUCUGAACCCCUUCGUGCCUGGUCGUACCAAGAAGAGGCACUGAGGGACAUCCUCUGCAAAUUCUCCGGGGUUGACCCAGAGGCUGUGUCCCUUGAUACGACUAUCUUUCAAUUAGGUCUGGAUAGUAUCAACGCUGUUCAAAUCUCUAGUACUUUUCGCAGAUUGGGCCACAAAAUUUCUGCUGGUGAUAUUCUUGAGGCUGCCUCAAUCAAAAUGAUUGCCUCGCUGCUUGAAAUUAGCGAGAAGAGCAACAAUGAAGUUGAGUUUGACUUUCCAUUAUUCGAGAGUAAACAUCUACAGACUGUCUGUGACCAGCUUGGCCUCUCUGCGCAGGUGGUGCAAUCGUUGCGACCCUGCACGCCGGUUCAGAACGGCAUGUUGGCACUGUUCACCCAUUCUCAUGGCGACAUGUACUUCAAUAAAAUGGCAAUCAAGUCAGAAUACCCAUUUGCCAUGAUCACAUACCGCGAGGGUCAAGGCAUUCCCUGGCAUGACACUUCAGGGCUCCUUUCCAAUGGCUCUAUCCAAGGGAAACAAGUCCUCGAAAGUCUCCACCGCCCGCCUUGGCAAGUCACCAUCGACUCCGGCGAGCAGAUCGAUGUGGUACAUUUUGCUGCACUUCAUGCGAUCUAUGAUGCACAAAGUUUAGAAACGAUCUUCUCCGAUGCCAUGGCAGCAUAUGAAGGAAUGGCCCUUGGCAAGCCUCCUGCCAUUUCUGCGACACUUGGACCCAUCCUCAUUGAAAGUCAGAGGCAAAUUGAGAACGGCCAAGAAUUCUGGCAGGGGCUAGCAUCGGGAGUCCGCUCAUCCAAGUUUCCGGACUUGCAUCCUAUUCGAACGGAAAGUAGAGAUCUGCUUGAAACUUCAAUUUGCUGCGCGUGGCCUCUUAGGACGCUCGAGGACCGCUGUCGUAAGCUCGGUGUCACCUUGCAAGCAGCUGGGCAAGCAUCAUGGGCCCGAUUGCUUGCUGCAUACACGGGAGAGCAAAGUGUGAUUUUUGGAACUGUUCUCUCCGGUCGUAGUCUCUCUGCGGCUGCUCAGGAAGCUGUCUUCCCAUGCUUGGUGACUAUCCCGUCACCUUCAUGUGUUGAAGGAACUAACCGUGAGCUUUUGGACCGAACCUUAAUGAGCAACUCAUCUUUAAUCAAGAACCAGUUUGCUCCUCUGGCGCGGAUUCAAAGAUGGCUUGGUAGUGAUGAACCACUCUUUGAUACUCUUUUUGUUUACCAGAAAUUCUCAUCUAAGUCGAAAAGACACGGGAACUGGCAUGUCACUGAUGAAGCAGUAAAAAUCGAUUACCCCGUGUCUAUCGAGUUGCUCCCAAAGUCUACCGAUCUUGAAAUUCGAAUCAGCUAUAGGAGCGACCUCGUCCCUGAGGAGCAAGCCAUGACUCUUCUAAGACAAUACGAUAAAUUGCUUGAACAAACUAUCUUUUCACCCGAGUCUGAUUCCACCGACUAUCUGUGUCUUGGAGAUGAUCUGCUCUCUAUCACCCCAGCCAAGGAGCAAAGACUGCCAAGUCCAUUGUGUUUACUGCACCAAUUUGUCGAAGAGAACGCCCAAAAGAUUCCGGACAAGGCCGCUCUUGAAUUUGCAACCGGUGCCACUGCAGACAGCUUGCGGAAGAAGACAUGGUCAUACAGUGAAUUCAAUGAGGACGGUAACAGAAUCGCUCAUUUCUUGCAAGCCAAGGGUGUCGUCCCCGGUGGGAUGAUAGCCAUAUGCUUUGAUAAAUGCCCUGAAGCAUCCAUCGCAAUACUUGGGAUCUUGAAAGUGGGCUGCGCAUUUUUGGCAAUUGAUCCCGGUGCUCCUAUCUCUCGCAAGCAAUUCAUAUUAGAAGAUUCCGGAACCAAAAUUCUACUUUGCAAUCAGGCAAGGAAGACGGAGCUAGAGGGCCUUGCCGGCAUUGAUGUACAAGUGCUUGACGAACCUGGUCUAUAUGAAGGUUUAUCAUCUGCUGCACCGGUGCUUUCACGAGAGAUUCAACCGUCAGACACGUGCUACUGCCUGUACACUUCUGGCACUACGGGCACACCAAAGGGCUGUGAGAUCACCCAUGACAAUGCUGUACAGGCAAUGCUGGCAUUCCAGAGGCUGUUUUCUCCUCACUGGGACGAAAAUUCCCGAUGGCUCCAAUUUGCCUCGUUCCACUUCGACGUCAGUGUUCUUGAACAAUACUGGAGCUGGAGUGUUGGAAUUUGUGUAACAUCAUGUCCUCGAGAUCUUCUCUUUGAAGAUUUGCCGGGCACGAUCCAAAAGCUCCAAAUUACACACAUCGAUCUGACACCGAGCUUGGCCCGAUUGGUUCAUCCUGAUGAAGUUCCUUCCCUGUGCCGAGGAGUGUUCAUCACUGGGGGCGAAGCCCUCAAGCAAGAGAUUCUCGACGCUUGGGGCAAGUAUGGAGUCAUUUACAAUGGCUACGGACCAACUGAAGUGACCAUCGGGUGUACCAUGCUUCCACGGAUGCGCGCUAACGACAAGCCAUCCAACAUCGGGCCACAAUUCGAUAACGUGGGAUCAUAUGUUUUCCUCCCUGGCACUACCACGCCAGUCGUACGCGGUGGACUCGGUGAGCUUUGCGUGUCUGGGCCCCUGGUCGGGAAGGGGUACUUGAAUCGCGCGGAGCUCACACAAGAACGAUUCCAAGAGCUACUUGAAUAUGGAGACCGCAUUUACAGAACAGGUGACUUGGUUCGGAUCUUACACGAUGGCAGUUUCCAGUUCCUUGGCCGCAUAGACGACCAGGUCAAGCUCCGUGGCCAGCGGCUUGAGAUCGGGGAGAUCAACGAAGUCAUCAAGCAAGCUACUCCUGAGUUGAAUGAAGUGGCUACACUAGUCAUCAAGCAUCCAAAGCAGUCCAAAGAUCAGCUGGUCUCAUUUAUCACGAGAUUUGAUACUGACAAGACGUCUCGCAAUAUUGAAAUUUGUGCCGACGAAAACUGUUCGGCGCUUCUGUCCACGAUUAAGGCAGCUUGUCGGACUCAUCUGCCAGGCUACAUGGUACCUACACAUAUCAUCCCGAUGACACGUUUCCCUUUAUCGGCGAACAACAAAGCAGAGAUGAAAGUCCUGAGGAGCUUUUAUCAGGAGCUUUCUCUCGAGAAUUUGCAAAAUUUGACGUCUAUGACUGUCGAUCGGUCCAAAAAAAGUGAGGAUGAAGAAAAGAUCAUCUCUACCUUGGCUAAAUUCACUGGAUCUACUGAGGGCGCUAUCUCUUCAGGGUCGAGCAUCUACGAGCUUGGCCUUGACUCUAUCUCGGUUAUAUCAUUUUCCAGAAGUCUCAGGGAAGCUGGCUUCUCACAAGCCCAGCCAUCCCUGAUCAUGAAGCAUCCUAAUGUUGCAGGGAUGGCACUGGCACUCAAAACACCCACGAUUCCUGCUGUCGCUCUGGAAAAUCUCCAUAGAAACGCCAGGCAGAGCAUAGAAGCUUUUGCACACAAGCACUCGCACUCUGUAAUGGAGAGUAUCGGCGUGUCCGACGGGGAUGUUGAGCAAAUUGCACCUUGCACGCCACUCCAGGAGGGUAUUAUCUACCAUUUCCUGUCGAGCACGAUGCCCUUGUAUUGCUCGUCCUUUACUUUUGAGCUCGAACCUGGAAUCGACCUGGACAGAUUGAAGAUUGCCUGGAGCCAGGCUCAAGACCAGAUCCAAAUACUGCGAACUCGCUUUUCGCCAUCAUCGGAUGGUUAUGCUCAAGUCGUCUUGAAGAAGGGUGUUCUUCCUUGGUUCCAAGAAACGGUUAAUUCCGAGGAAGGAAUUGAAAUCUCACACAAAAUGCGGGUUGAGAAAUGGAUUUCUUGUCUUGGAGAUCUCUCUGCGCAGCUCUGGGAGGUAGGUGUAAUCAGCUCUCCAGAAAAGUCAGUGAUGAACCUCAAGAUAUUUCACGCCCUUUACGACGGCAACAGCUUGGCUCUUCUGCUUGAACUGGUUGCGCUCAUUUAUAUUGACAGCCCAAGGGCUUUGGAGCGCCCUCCUGGGCUCUUGGACGUUCUGCAUCUGGGCCCCCUUUGCAAAGACCCCUCAGAGCAGGCAUUCUGGAAAAAACAUCUCGCAAAUUUUCACAGUCAAAUUUUGCCAAAGGCGGAAGAUGAACCCAACGGCCCUAUUUUGGAGAACAUUCGGAUUGAUAGUACGGAACAUCUGACCCGCCUGAAGAAGUCUCUCAAUGUUACCGAGCAAGCAGUGCUUCACGCUUGCUGGCUAUUGACCUUUUACCGACACUACUCGUUUGUACCUCCCCACGGUGUCAUUGCUUCUGGUCGAACGAUUGACGUCCCUGGGAUUGCCAAUGUCGUUGGUCCUUUGUUCAACACCAUCCCCAGUAAUGUCCAGCUUGGUGAUCUCAAGACCUGGUCUGACGUUGCUCGGCGAUGCCAUGAAUACUACGUGGAAACAAUCCCAUUCCAAUAUACAGCUCUCCGUGACAUUUCCAAAUGGCUCGGAAAAAACCCAGAUGAGCGACUUUUCGAGUCUCUCUUUGUCUUCCAAAGAGAGAACUCCAGGACUGACUCAGCAACGGAUGGCCUUUGGCAUCCCUCGGCCUCGGAAGCGCAGCACGAGUAUCCGUUGGCCUUUGAGAUUGUACGAAACGGAAACGAAUAUCUUACUGCGACGCUUGCUGCUAAGGGCCAUGUGUUGUCUCGCAAGACGGCUCAGCAGAUCCUCGCCACAUUCAAGCAAAUCUUGUCUGACUUUGCAGAGGAUCCGCAACAACAGUUACUGCAUAUUGAUGGAUGUAUGAAAGAGCAUGAAGCUCGACCAAACGAAGAAAAAAUUGAGAAGCCAAAACAGUCUCUUGAUCCUUCUGGGAAUGUUGAGUCUCCAUUCCAGUGGAGUACACAGGCUUGCGCAAUCCGGGAUGUGAUUGCAACUCUUGCCGGAGUAGACGCGCAGUCAAUUGGAGAAGAUACAUCCAUUUUCGAGGUAGGACUCGACAGUAUUGACGCAAUCAAAUUGUCCUCACGAUUGAGCAAGCUGAGCAUCAAGCUCCCAGUUAGUUCCAUCAUGCGCUACCGCAGUGUCAAGGGUAUGGCAGGUCAAUUGACGGAGACAACCUAUGAGGAACAGAAUGGCACAUAUCCAUUACUAGUUCAGAUGGAGAGAACCCUGAAAGAGUUCCUUGAGCGCGAGGGACUUGUUCCACAGGGUGCCUCUCGAGUCCUUCCAGCAACACCGAUCCAAGAGUCGAUGAUAGCCGAAAUGUCUGCCUCCGAGUACCAGCAUUAUUACAACCACGACAUUCUGAAGAUUGAGCCCCAUGUUGAUGCCACGAAGCUUCAAGAAGCAUGGAGAGCGGUCGUGAGGGCCAAUCCCAUUCUUCGCACUUCCUUUGCCGAAGUCUGGGAUCCGGAGAUUUCCGCUUCCUACGCCCAAAUCGUCCACAGCGAAGAUACCUUCGAUUUCCAGAGAGUGCAGUUGAAUGGAGAAACGAUGGACUCGAUCAUGAAAGCUCAACGUGCAAGGGCUUUCUUGGAGCUUGCCAGAAAGCCGCUUCUUACUGUCACGUCUGCUGUAGAUGGCGAGGACCGAUACCUUGUUCUGUCAAUUUCUCAUGCUCUUUACGAUGGCUGGUCAAUUAAUCUGCUUCACGAGGACGUUGCCAGAUCUUACGCUGGAGAAGAAUGUGCUCGUCCACUGCCAGACGCCAUUCUGGAGCAAAUUCUCGCCUCCUCUGGCGAUCGUGCUCUUAAAUUCUGGAGAGCAACACUUGCCAAUUGCACGCCCAUGACCUUCCCGUCAGGACAAGACUCCACAGAAAGUUCUCGAGUCGUUCAUCGUGCAGAGCAAACGCUCUCAAUUCCCUUCGAAAAGGCCGAAUUAUUCUGCAAGCGCAAUGGCAUUACAAUGCAAGCACUUCUGGUCAGCUGCUGGUCACUGAUACUAGCCACCUAUGUCAAGAAACUAGAUGUGGUCUUUGGCCUUGUUCUCUCUGGCCGUAAUGUGACUGGCUCUGAGGAUAUGAUGUUCCCAACCAUGAACACGGCGGCGAUGCGUGUCAUCCUCCAUGGUACUCGUCUGGAAUUGGUGAAGUAUGUGCAAGAGACCCUGUUGGAAAUUUCCGGGUAUCAGCAUUUUCCAUUGCGGCGCGCGAUGCCCGGUACAAGAUCUCAACGAUUGUUUGACACUCUCUUCAUCUACCAGAAGAGGCCAUCGGAAAACGGCACCCCAGAGAUGGCUCUAUACAAGUCCAUUGGAGGGGCAUCAGACGUCGAAUAUCCAAUUUGCGUCGAGAUUGAAGGUGUCGGAGCAGACCUCUUGGCUCGUGUGGCCUGUAGUGGGCAGGUCCUUGGAGGAACGGGUACACUUCUUCUCUUGGAACAGAUCGGCAAAGUCCUGACAUCCAUCGUCGAUGAGCCCUCCCAGAACACUGUCGGCUUUGAAGGAGACAAGGUGAACAUUUGCGGCACAUUGUUCUCUGUAGAUUCCUCUUCACAGGCUAUCCAGACCGACACGAUUGAGGAGGCCGCAAGGCGGAGAUCCUGGACUUCACUUGAGUCGGAGAUCUGCAAUGUCCUUGCCGUUGUAUCGGGAGUGCCCGCAGAUUCAAUCGAGAGGCAAGCGAACAUCUUCCAGCUCGGGCUGGACAGUAUUAGUGCUAUCAAGGUUGUUGCGCUUCUGAAAAAACAAUCCAUCAGGUUGGCCGUGAGUGAUCUGCUCAGAGCUGGCACUAUCGAGAAGAUGGCCCUGGCGGCGAACAAACACCAUACAGAGCUCACUUCAACAGAAGUUGCCAGCUACCUCGAGAGAUCGCUUGAAGAAAUCGAAGUGAAUUCACUUCUCCAAUCGUAUGGCAUUGGUCUUGAUCAAGUUGAAAUCGUUUUGCCUGCCACUGGUGGACAAACAUAUUUCCUUGCUGUGCAUACCAUGAAUCCAAGCAUCUUCUAUCCUGCGUUCCAGUACUUGGCAUCACAACUGAACCAGGAUAUUCUCGACGGUGCAUGGGCACGUCUCGCCGAGCUAACGCCCAUUCUUCGGACGGUUUUCCUGCGUACAGACAAAGAGCAUCAUCUGCCCUAUGUCCAGGCUGUGCUGAAACAUGUACGUAACCCGGUUGUUUGGCAUCGGAACAUUGAUGAGCUUGUUACGCCCAACUACAAGCAGCCCUUUGGCGCGCUGCCAGCUACAUUGCAUGCUUGCCAGACGUCCGAGGGGACGGCGCUUGCGUUGCAGAUUCAUCAUGCACUAUAUGACGCCAUAAGCCUGCCUUCCAUGGUGGAAAGACUUGCCUUCCUUUGCCGCUCUAUCCCGACCGAAUCAAGAUCGGAACUCCAUGAUAUGUCGCGACUCGUGGCGUUCUACCAGUUUCAUUCGCCGGUGGAUGUCCGGCGGCAAUUCUGGCAAAACUACCUGGGCCAGAUCUCAAUUGAUAGCGUAACUGACAAAUGCCAGGGUGGCUUUGACGCCAUUCAGCAACACUACCGACAGGGUCUAGUCUCAAACAUGUCUUGUGUUGAGAUAGCCGCCCAGAAACAGGGCCUCAGUGUCCAAUCGAUCUUCCUGGCUGUCUAUGCUCGAGUCCAUGCUCAGACCCUCGCUGCGGCGGGCGCGGACAGUAAGGAGAUCUCGAGACAGCUCGUGGUUGGGCUGUAUCUCGCCAAUCGGUCGCACGAUUUUGAGGGGCUUUCAGACCUCAUGGCUCCCACAGUCAACAUCGUGCCGCUCCGUCUGGGCGACAAGCUCAGCCACGAUCCGGACUCACUUUUUGUUGCCGCUCAAAAGAUCCAAGAUGACAUCAAUGAGAUCAGCAUGAUCCAGCAUUCGAGCGUCUCUCUCGUAGAGAUUGCCGAAUGGACCGGGGUGCGAAUCAGCACAUGUGUCAACUUCCUGCGACUGCCCGAAAAAGAGUCUACCCAUGCCGCGGACGCCACCGGUCGUGUAGAAUUCAAGCCUCUUAGCCGCGACAAGCUGUCCAGCCUCCAGGUAUCUAGUUUGGACCAGCCCGACCAGUCGCACACCAACGGUGACUCUGCAGCCUCGUUGAGCCCAGCCCCAACCGUACAUGUCGGAUCUACGGCAGCGAUUCAAGAUGUCUUCAUGCCCACCAUCGAUGUAGAAGCAGCUAUCCGAGAUGACCGGUUGGACUUUGGAAUUUUUGCUUCUGAAGCUCGACUCGAUUACGCCACUGCAGAGCAGAUGAUUGAGAAAGUGCGACAGGAGAUGGCCACCAUGGUGGAAUUCUCGGAGAUUGUGUAG
Messenger RNA from Penicillium maclennaniae, 14064 nucleotides. RefSeq names its product nonribosomal siderophore peptide synthase SidC (gene sidC). Gene Ontology annotation, molecular function: phosphopantetheine binding; catalytic activity. The record is from RefSeq and is a predicted model, not a curated record. Gene Ontology annotation, biological process: amino acid activation for nonribosomal peptide biosynthetic process; secondary metabolite biosynthetic process. The transcript is spliced from 8 exons. Gene Ontology annotation, cellular component: cytoplasm. The coding region runs from base 1 to 14064 and encodes 4687 amino acids. NCBI's taxonomy places the organism in Eukaryota, Fungi, Ascomycota, Eurotiomycetes, Eurotiales, Aspergillaceae.